AUGGAAGAAUUCGAUUCUGGAGACUACCACGACAAAUUCAGUUCUUUCUACACCUAUAUCAGAACGAUCGGCAAAGGUUCUUUCGGAAAAGUCGUAAAAGCCAUUGAUAAGUACACAGGAAUCACAUGUGCUGUAAAAAUUAUCAAAAAGAGUUCGUAUUCAGAUGAAGUCCUCUCGGCUCUUCGGUUUGAAAGCGAAAUUUUGUCUAGUCUAGACCAUCCUAACAUUGUAAAUCCUCUCAAAGCCGCCAUGCACAUUUUUCUACAUAAUUUUUUAUAAAAUUACCAAUAUUUUUAGUCUUUUUAUAUAGGUAUAAAAUUUUUACAUGUCAGGGAAAGUGAUAAUAGGAUUUUUAUCGGAAUGGAAUACAUUCGAGGAGGAAAUCUUUCAGAUUUAAUACAGAAUAAAACCAUUUCUGAGUCCAAAGCUGCAAAGAUCAUGACUGGGAUUUUUAGAGCUGUGGAGUAUUUGCAUAACCGCGGAAUUGUUCAUAGAGAUUUAAAGCCAGCGAAUAUACUGAUUUCAAAUCCUAACUCCCGCCCUCCGUGAGUGAACAAAACCAUUGGAAAAAUCCUAUUUUUUGCCCAAAAACCAACCCUCCGCGAGUGAAUAAAAGUUUUUUAUGAAAAUAAAAUUUGAUAUAUAAGUGAUAAUUAGUAUAAUGAAAUCUCGAGCUAUUAUGUUUAAUUUUAAAUAAAUUGCCUUUAAAACUUAAAUUUAACAAAUUAAAUUAAUAUUUGCUUUCCAAUUUUUGCAAAUUAGGAUCUUUUUCAAAUUUCGAAAAAAAAUUUAUAUAUAUAAAUUUUUUUAGUGAGUGAACUAAAUUUUUUUGUUCACUCACUGAGGGGGAAGUAAGGAUUUGACGACGGUAAAAGUGGCGGAUUUUGGGCUAUGCACACAGUUGGGGAUUUUCAGCAGAACUGAUGAAAAGUGUGGGACUGUCAUUUAUAUGGCACCUGAAUUGGCAGCUGGAAAAAAUUAUAACAAAGAAGUCGACAUUUGGAGCUGCGGAAUCAUUAUGUUCAAGCUCCUCUGCAAAGGAAAACACCCACUCUACCGACAAAAAGACACCAAAGAUUCCUAUUUCGCCAAACUUCAAAAUCCCAAAUGAGUUUUCCCCAAAAACUUUUCCCCUCUAGCCCAAAAUUUAUUUUUAAAAUUAAUGAAAAUUCCCCCUAUAGAGAGAUAUACUGCAGGCCAAGUCUUAGCCCACCCUUGAAUCUUGCAAAAAAACAUUGCAAUUCCUUUGACUUAUCUUGAAAAAAUGCGACAGUUGGAUUCAGAUAUGAAAUUACGAGGAUUUGUAUAUAGUUUAUUAUUUGCUUCUUUAAUAUAUCCCAGCAAUUAA
Messenger RNA from Blepharisma stoltei, 1348 nucleotides. The record is from the annotation of a GenBank genome assembly. NCBI's taxonomy places the organism in Eukaryota, Ciliophora, Heterotrichea, Heterotrichida, Blepharismidae.